Messenger RNA from Trichosurus vulpecula (common brushtail), 2907 nucleotides. It is a transcript of the gene RELL1, whose product is annotated as RELT like 1. Lineage: Eukaryota; Metazoa; Chordata; Mammalia; Diprotodontia; Phalangeridae. The record is from RefSeq and is a predicted model, not a curated record. Gene Ontology annotation, cellular component: plasma membrane. The coding region runs from base 64 to 861 and encodes 265 amino acids. The transcript is spliced from 7 exons. Gene Ontology annotation, biological process: positive regulation of p38MAPK cascade.
UCCGAGAACUGCUGGGACUGGGGACCUGGCUGCCCCGGGCAGGAGCGUGAAGGGGAAGCACCAAUGGCUCCCUUGGGACCCGCCACGACCCCCGGCGCUUUGGGCAGCUCGGAUGGCUACCAGUUGUCGCCUAUCUUGGAGGUGGGCGCCGCCCGGGCUUCUUCCAGUGGAGGGACGACACCAUCUCCUACAAACAAUACUGGGAAUGGACACCCGGAAUAUGUUGCUAUUGUACUAGUUCCAGUUUUCUUCAUCAUGGGACUUUUUGGAGUCUUUAUCUGCCAUCUGCUUAAGAAGAAGGGCUAUCGGUGUACGACAGAAGCCGAACAAGAUAUUGCGGAAAAAGUUGAAAAGAUAGAAAUGAAUGACAGCGUAAAUGAGAAUAGUGAUACUGUUGGACAAAUCGUCCAUUACAUCAUGAAAAAUGAAGCAAAUGUUGAUGUUUUGAAGGCCAUGGUGGCAGAUAACAGCGUAUGUGAGCCUGAAAGCCCUUUGACUCCAAGCACUCCGGGCAGCCCUCCAGUGAGUCCUGGUCCCAUGUCACCAGGAAGUACUCCAGGAAAGCAUGUGUGUGGCCGCCAUCUGCAUACUGUUGGAGGGGCAGUAGAAAGAGAUGUAUGUCAGCGCUGCAGACAUAAACGGUGGCACUUCACAAAACCAAGCAACAGAUUGAAAGAAGGAAGAAGUCGGCGCCAAGGAGAAGUGACAGUCCUUUCUGUUGGCAGGUUUAGAGUUACAAAAGUGGAACACAAGGCCAGUGCCAAGGAACGGAGAAGUCUGAUGUCUGUGAGUGGUGCAGAAAGUGUCAAUGGCGAAGUACCCAUCACUCCUGUGAAAAAGGAAGGAAGUGGCACAGAAUAGGAGGAGGAGUUUUAUUUGAAGAAGUUUUAAAGAGACCGAAAACUUAGGAGAUGUGCAAAGCCAAUUGCCCAAGGAAAGAGUUUCUUAAAUCUUUUGUACCAUUUCUGCCUGGGGGGUGUGUGUCCAAGAUUCUAAAAUGGAACACCGUUGCUAUUCUAGAUGCCAGGUUCUAUGUGUCAGCUUGAUAACUGGUUUUUGCCCCUUAUGCCUUACAGAAAGUUUAUUAAAUUUUCAAGAAAGGCAAGAUUUGGUAGUAUUUUAACUUAAUAGACUCUUCCUUUGCCUUUGUGUACAUAACUCAAGUUUUCUCAUUUCAGUAAUGUGUAUGUACAGUGGGAAUAUUAAUGUACAGUUUGAGAUUGUGCUUUCUCCGUGUGUCUCUCUGUUAACUCCACCCCAUUUUUUCCUCUUUUAUUUUUUUGUCUAUGGAGAAGGAGCAGUGCGCCGAACCAAUUUCACUGUCCCAGAAGUGAUAGGCAGUGACAUCAGCAUGCUCCUCCCCCACCUUCAUCAUAAUCAUGUUUUAUCUCUAGAUUUCCAGUGACUUCCUUUUAGGAGUGACUUAAAUUCGACAACAACCCCAUUUUAAUGAUUAAAAAUUGACUUCAAGCCCAUCGAACAAAACGCAAUUGUUUUGACAGCCCAAGGCCCAAACAAACCUCCAGUGUAAGAGGAGGGACUGUAACUUCUUCCAGGCUUUUUCAGUGGUGUAGGUAAUGGUCACUAGGGGUGGAUAAGCAUUCAUGGGAUGCUGCUUAUAAAGUCUUGCCAAGUGAGUUCAUGGCAAGGCAAGGGCAGACAGUCUGGGAGGAGUGGUGAUGGAAUGAGCCAGACAAAACCUGUCAUUACUUCGAGUUUUGUUAUUUAGGCAGGGUGUUUCCAGAUCUCUCCUUAAACUAAUUUAAAAAGAAGAAACAAACCUACUAUCAGCUUCCCAAAAGAACACCUCUGUGUCAAUGGGCUUUUAAGUAUUACUGUAAAUAAAACCUUUUGUUUUCUAAAUCUAGCCAUAAAGUUAAGAUCCUACCAAUCUUUCAGAUGACUGGUAGAUUUAAUUUUGCCUCAGUUUUUUUUUUUCUUCUUAUUUCAAGGCACUAUGGUGCAAUGGAUAUAGAGAGCUGGCCUUGGCCUCAGGAAGAGCUGGUUCAGGUUUUAUCUCUCUCUUAUACGUACUGGUUCUGUGAUCAGAAGAGAGUCACUUUAUCUCUCUGUGCUCCCACUAAUUCUUUUAAGGCUAUAAAUUACAAAAAAAGAUGUAGAUCUACAUUGAUAGAGGGAGCUUCCUCAUUGGGAGUUCCCUAUUUCAAUGAAAUCUCAGGUCCACUCCAAAAUUUAUCAAUUUUCUAACAAAUCUGAAAGAUGUUUAUCUGUGGGUAUAUGUUGGAUACAUAAUCUAAGAGGAUUUAAUUAUGGAAAUAAACCUCCCUGAGUUCCAGAAAAUUAUGAUAUAGGAUUUUUUUUGAGAAUGUAAAUAUUUUUUAUUAGGCUGAGAUUUUAAAGUCCUAGUUUUGUUAAGUUAAAAAUCAUCAUUAGUUAUUAAUGAUUUAAAAUAUUACAUUCCAGUAUGGAGAUGAAUCAAAAUGUAAGGCAUUUCAAAAGCUUUAAUAAUUUCAUUCAGGUCAGAGAACUUUUUAGCAAUACCGUGGGCAAGAAAAUACACUGAUAUCUGAAACUAUAUUUAAAUGACAAGCACAUUUUUAAGGUAUUUUCUAAAACAAGCAGUUUUGGUUUGGUUAUCUUACAGUAAUGCCAAAAGUUAUGCACCCCAUGCAUCAAUCAUGUAAACAUUUUUUGUUAGUUUCUUGUAUUCAAUGAUAAUUCUUAAGUGUUUCUGAAGCAACGGAUGUUUACAAGAGCUUCUAUUUCUCUUCCUUCUUUCGAGGGGGAGGAAUUCCCAGCGAAAGCUUAUAGAGUGACACUAACUAUUGUUGUGUAAAAUUUGUAAAGGUAAUUUUUCAUCAUUUUGUGUGUCAAAUAUAUUUUUAACUGUAUGGUUUGUACCUUAAGACUUUUGUACUACCAAAGCAGAGUUAAAAAUAAAAGGAU